Hippopotamus amphibius kiboko is the source of this 2494-nucleotide messenger RNA. RefSeq names its product platelet activating factor acetylhydrolase 2 (gene PAFAH2). Gene Ontology annotation, molecular function: 1-alkyl-2-acetylglycerophosphocholine esterase activity. The coding region runs from base 196 to 1467 and encodes 423 amino acids. The record is from RefSeq and is a predicted model, not a curated record. NCBI's taxonomy places the organism in Eukaryota, Metazoa, Chordata, Mammalia, Artiodactyla, Hippopotamidae. The transcript has 12 exons.
CGGACAGAGAGGCGGGAAAAGAUUUUCGGCGCUAAUGUCGAGUCUGGAAACUACAACUACCAAAGGGCCACGGGCUCCUGGGCAGUUUCUCGUUUCCGUUGAGUUGACCAUCUGGGCUGCUUCUGAGGGGUCAACUUGAGUGGCCGUCAAGUUCAGCCAAGGCCUAAGACGUUGUUCAGUUCCACUGGUGAUGAAAUGGGGGUCAACCAGUCUGUGGGCUUUCCGCCUGUCACGGGACCCCACCUCGUAGGCUGUGGGGAUGUGAUGGAGGGUCAGCGUCUCCAGGGGAGCUUCUUUCGACUCUUCUACCCCUGCCAAGAGGCAGAGGAGACCACGGAGCAGCCCCUGUGGAUUCCCCGCUAUGAGUACUGCACUGGCCUGGCUGAUUACCUGAAGUUUAAUAAGCGCUGGGGGGGGUUGCUGUUCAACCUAGCUGUGGGAUCUUGUCGCCUGCCUGUUAGCUGGAAUGGCCCCUUUAAGACAAAGGACUCUGGAUACCCCUUGAUCAUCUUCUCCCAUGGCCUGGGAGCCUUCAGGACACUGUAUUCAGCCUUCUGCAUGGAGCUGGCCUCCCAUGGCUUUGUGGUUGCUGUACCAGAGCACAGGGACGGAUCAGCCGCGGCCACCUGUUUCUGCAAGCAGGGCCCAGAGGAGAACCAGCUCGACAACAGGUCGCUGGAGGAGGAGUGGAUCCCCCACCGUCAAGUUGAGGAAGGGGAGAAGGAAUUCCAUGUUCGAAAUGGCCAGGUGCAUCAGAGGGUAAGCGAGUGCAUCAGGGUGCUGAGGAUCCUGCAAGAGGUCACUGCUGGGCAGACCGUCCUCAACAUCUUGCCUGGCGGGUUGGACCUGAUGACCUUGAAGAAUCACAUCCCUACAGUCCAGGAAUGGCCUGACCAGCUGCUUUCCAGUGGGCAAGAGGCGCUUAAUACCGUGGUUUUGGAGGGCUCACCCACGGGCAGCAUUGAUGUGAACCGCGUGGCUGUAAUGGGACAUUCAUUUGGAGGGGCCACAGCUAUUCUGGCUUUGGCCAAGGAGACCCGAUUUCGGUGUGCCGUGGCUCUGGAUGCUUGGAUGUUCCCUCUGGAAAGUGACUUUUAUCCCACGGCCCGAGGCCCUGUGUUUCUCAUCAAUGCUGAGAAAUUCCAGACCGUGGAGAGUGUCAGCUUGAUGAAGAGGAUCUGUGCCCAGCAUGACCAAUCCAGGAUCAUAACUGUCCUUGGCUCUGUGCAUCGGAGUCAAACUGACUUUGCGUUUGUGGCUGGUAACUGGAUUAGUAAAAUCUUCUCCACUCAGACCCGUGGGAGCUUGGACCCCUAUAAAGGUCAGGAGACUGUGGUGCGGGCCAUGUUGGCCUUCCUGCAGAAGCACCUUGACCUGAAAGAGGACUAUGACCAAUGGAACAACCUCAUUGAAGGCAUUGGACCAUCGCUAACCCCAGGGGCCCCACACCAUCUGUCCAGCCUGUAGGCACAACUGGUCAUUUGUGAAAGGUCACUGAGCUGAGUUCCUAUCUGGGGACUGCCCAGGGACACCCAUGUCCUCCUAUCAGGAAGUGGUCAUCAUGACCCACCCACAUAGGUUGAGAGGAUGUAAUCACACUGCUGAUUGGAUAACUGGGUACUUGAAUCUUGGACUUGAUCUUAAACUCAUGUUGGGACUUGGGUCACUCGCUGAUUGGCAAACUGACUUUCUGGGGACUGAGCCCUGAUGGUGUGGGGAGAGCAAGAAGUUGGAUGGGGCUGGGGAGAACCCAACCCCCAAGUUGAGCAGUAUGAACCCUGUUAACCCAGCCAGCCGACUCCUUCAUCUUGGGCCAGUGUGGCUUCUGCAGUGGAGAAAUGAAGCCAAAGGGUGGAGGGAAACUUCUCACUGUCGGGACCUCCAGCCCAACCUGGCACUAUCUCUUCCUCCCUCUCUGCCUUCUCCCUCCCCAGGGCCGCUUGGUGAGUUUUGAGCACUGUAGGUAGCUCUCUAGGAUAUCGACCACCAUCAGAUUUUCUGUUUAUUUUCAAGCCUUCUCAUUGCAUGAAACAUAGUCCCGGGCAUUUAGUCAGGAUGAAGUUAUACUUGUGAGUCUGUGGAAGGGGUCCUGAUAGCAUAGGGAGAGGGCCUGAGGGCUAGCAGAUACCUCAGAAGCUCUGGAUGUCUUAAGAGUUGUGCCGACAAUAUAGUCUGACAGGAAACAACUUACAUAGGUUGAGAUGGAGAAGGUAGAGUAACAGUGUUAAGUAACCAUUUGAACGGGCCCUCACCGCAAAAGGGAGGGAGUUUGGUUGGUUCAAAUUCAGGAGCCAUCCCUAGAGAGAAAUCUUAGGAACACUUUGGUCUUGCCUCUUACCUCAGAUAUCAUGAGCCUCCGGACUUGCUCAGAAUCAGGGUGCUGUCGUUGUCUGUCUUCCGGCUCUGAGGCCGAAGCCUCAAAUUUAAGUCAAGAUAUAGACUGAAUUUCCAUUCUGUUCCACUUAUAUGAAUGAUAUUAAUACUCAUGUUUGCC